Paramecium sonneborni is the source of this 1533-nucleotide messenger RNA. The record is from the annotation of a GenBank genome assembly. Lineage: Eukaryota; Ciliophora; Oligohymenophorea; Peniculida; Parameciidae.
AUGGUUAAUCAAUUAUUUAUAUAUAGAGCAGUCAUAGCAGGUAGUUUAGGUGUAGGUUACUUCAUCUAUAGAAAGAUGUUAUCAGCAACCAUGAUCAACCAUAAUCUACUCUUAAAUCAAGUCUAAACAAAUGAUCUAUACAACAGAAAUUAUGCAUAAGCAGCAAAUAAUGCAAUUAUUGCUGGUCAUAGUGUUAAUAGAUAAGAAGUCAUUAAUCAAAAAAAGAAGGUCCUUGUUAUUGGUGCUGGUAUCAUUGGAAUUGCCUAAUCAUUAAAAUUAUUAUCUGAAGGAUAUAGUGUGAUCUUAGUUGAUAAAGAUUAAGAUAUUGCUUAGUAAUCUAGUUAUUAUAAUGGAUGUGUCUAUGUACCAGAAUCAGUUAAAACCAUGAUUAAUCCUACAAAUAUGUGGACAUUGAUUAAGAAUAUUUUUAAGAAUCCAGAAGACACUACAUUAAGAUUUAAUAUAAAUGCUUUCUUUGAAAAAUAUUUCAUGAUUUGGAGCCUUAAUGCUUUAUUAAAAACUACAACUAAGUAACUUUCAAUUGAAUAUUAGUUCUAAAGUUCGUUCAUUAGUUGAACAUCAAUUAUAAAUGGGAAGAAUUAAUAUGAGUGAAAUUCAAAAAUUAUAAAAAACUACAAAUAUUUUAGAAGAUUAAUUCACUUGUAAGGAAUUAUUAGGUUUCUAUGAUUCAGAAACGAACAAAUAAUCAAUGAUGAAAACUUUAGAUCAAUUUAAUAUUAAGCAUUCUGAAAAGUAAAAAUUUUAAUCAGGUUAUGGUAAAGUAAUAGGAGAGAAAUUAUAACAUUGUCUUAGAUUUGAUAUUGGAAGUAAUAUGGAUACUAGAUAAUUAUGUGAAAGAAUAAUAGAUUAUUGUAUUGAUAAUUUUUCUGGCCAUUUUUAUAUAUCCACAAAUACAAAUGUUAAAGGAUUUGCAUUAGAUCCAAAAGGUUAUGUAAUAGGAGCAAUGACAAGCUAAGGCAUUAUUUUAGCUGAUUAUUUUGUUAUAGCAGGAGCUCAUAAGACUAAAUAUUUAACCGAUAAGUUAGGAAUUAGAGUUCCAAUUAUGCCAGUAAAAGGGUGGGCAUUAGGAAUUAAAAUACCUAAUGAUAAAUUUUUUAAAGAAUACACAUUUUUUACACCAUAAUAUUUUUCAACCUACAUUAAUAAUGAAAUUAGAUUAUCCUGUGGAGCUGAGAUUGGAUCAGAUUUCAGUAAAGAAUUACCAAGUGAAGAAUGGGGAGCAAAAAUGGGAUUGAAAUAUUUUAAUUAAGUAUUAUCUAAUUAGAUUUAUAGCAUUUUGGAUUCAAUAUUAAUAUGGAUGAUUGUUUUGUCAGACAUUGUUAUAGACCAAUAACACCUGAUGACAUUCCAAUCAUAAGUCAAGUGCCUGUUUUUAAUAAUGUAUUUAUUUCAGCUGGACAUGGUUCUAAAGGAAUGACUUAUUGUUUUGGAUCUGCUGAAAUUUUAUAUUAGAUUUUGAAUGGCAUUAAAGAAUAUCCAGAAUACAAUAUAAAUAGAUUUUACUUAGUUUGA